Gastrolobium bilobum is the source of this 544-nucleotide messenger RNA. RefSeq lists its product as uncharacterized. The annotation marks the transcript as partial. The record is from RefSeq and is a predicted model, not a curated record. The transcript has 4 exons. NCBI's taxonomy places the organism in Eukaryota, Viridiplantae, Streptophyta, Magnoliopsida, Fabales, Fabaceae.
AUGUUUUCAAAAUACGAUUUUAUAAAAGAUCUAAAUUCCUCUAAGGAUGAUUGGAGGAUUAAGGUUAGGGCCAUUAGGACUUGGAAGGUCCCUAAUUAUGAGAAAAAGGGAUUUGAUGACAAUCUGGAGAUGAUUCUGGCAGAUGAACAUGGUUCUACGAUCCAUGCUACUGUCAGAGGGACUUUGCAAGUUAGAAAAAAAAUUAUAGAAGGGGAAGCGUACUUUAUUAGAAAUUUUGGAGUUGGAUUGAAUGGUGAAGGUUUCAAGGCAACUAGGCAUGUUUACAAAAUUUCUUUCAACUUGAGGACAGAUGUUAAGGCCAUUGUUGAUGCUACCAUACCUGUCAAUUAUGUCAUCGGUUUACUGACUGGAACUAGCGAAGUUGAAGAGCAUGAUGUGUUUGGUAGGAAAGCAAAAAAAAUUAUGCUGGAGCUUGACAACCGCAGGGAGCAUUAUGUUGAUGAAGUGCAGAGUUUUUUGGCAAAUAAUCAGGCUUCUCAGAAUGUUAUAAUAGUUCAUCUUGCAAAUAUGAAGGAUUUCAGAG